Molecule: messenger RNA, 1106 nt
Organism: Phyllopteryx taeniolatus (common seadragon)
Lineage: Eukaryota; Metazoa; Chordata; Actinopteri; Syngnathiformes; Syngnathidae
Product: FXYD domain-containing ion transport regulator 3-like
Exons: 8
Coding region: 205-471 (88 amino acids)
Biological process (GO): regulation of sodium ion transmembrane transporter activity
Cellular component (GO): membrane
Molecular function (GO): sodium channel regulator activity
Source: RefSeq, a predicted model, not a curated record
GGGAUCGGGGGACGAGUCCACGGUUCGACGCUCUCGAACUUCCCUUUGCUCCAACGCCUGCCAACCUGUGGAGAAGGGAGUUGACCGACUGAGCGGACAAGAAGCCACGGCGCUUAAGUCGCAUGAUCUUCCAUCGUCAAACUUUUUCUGUUUUUUCCGAGUCCAGCGCUAAGCGUCAAGGGUAAAACCUCAACAAGCGUGAAGAUGUCAAAGAUCUGUGCUUUGGUGUUCAUCACAAGUAUCUCCCUGGUGUUUGCUGAAGAACAGAAGUCUGAAGAUGACCCAUUUACCUUUGACUACCACAGACUGCGUGUUGGGGGUCUGAUUCUUGCAGCUGUCCUUUGUCUCAUUGGCAUUACCAUCCUGUUCAGUGGCCACUGCAGGUGCAAGUUCAAGCAGGACAAAAGGAGGAGGGCAGGAAGCAACACUCAGGCAAUGCUCACUGACCAAGGUCGUGCCUGUGAUUGCUAGAAGUUGACAAGAAAGUUCCCGAAGUCAGAUAUUGCAGAAGCGGCAACGUUUGAGGCCCAAGUACCUCUACUUGGAGAUUUUCAUUGUUUAGGAAACCAACAGAAUAUUGUAAGGUGUGGGCUUCUUGUGACUCAUUUUUGACUGACAACUGCUCUUUCAUGCACUCACCAACACACACUUGCAUUUGAAAACUCUUGUACACACAUACUUCAUAAUGCUUUCAUAUCAUUCAAUUGAACUUUUUUACAUUGUCAUAAUUAUCCAUGAGUUUGCAUUCAAAGUUUGAAUUGAUUAAAGUGAAAGUGACCUGUUACACAAACCAAGUACCAAAACAGUUCCAUAUAUACGUUGUGCCACUGUAUCCCAGUACUCUGUAUUGUGUGCGCGUAAAUAAAAUGUAAAGCUAGACAGUUACUUACUGCAGGCAGCCUAACGCAUGUUACAUGUAUCCAUUUCAAAUACAUCAAAUACACAUAGUAAUAAUCAUCCAUGAGUUACGAUAUGUUAAGUGUUGUGUUAAUAAUUAAUGAUAAUCUUUUAAUGUUCCUAUUUAGCUUCUUUGAGCAAUGCGGUGGAUGUCACCAUUCAGAAACAGUCUCUGCCAUCUUUCAAUUAAAGAAUUGCUGAAAUGAUAA